GCAAAACACCAGAAGAGGAUGUGGAGUGUGAUGUUGACAUUCUCUAAAUCUUCACUACCUGUGAUGACUGGGACAUUACGUGGUUGAGAUGGUAGUCAAAGCAUGACUGCUGUCUUUCUGAUGUCCAUGCUUUUUGGCCUUGCAUGUGGGCAAGCGAUGUCUUUUUGUAUUCCAACUGAGUAUACAAUGCACAUCGAAAGGAGAGAGUGUGCUUAUUGCCUAACCGUUAACACCACCAUCUGUGCUGGAUAUUGUAUGACGCGGGAUAUCAAUGGCAAACUGUUUCUUCCCAAAUAUGCUCUGUCCCAGGAUGUUUGCACAUACAGAGACUUCAUCUACAGGACUGUAGAAAUACCAGGAUGCCCACUCCAUGUUGCUCCCUAUUUUUCCUAUCCUGUUGCUUUACGCUGUAAGUGUGGCAAGUGCAAUACUGACUAUAGUGACUGCAUACAUGAGGCCAUCAAGACAAACUACUGUACCAAACCUCAGAAGUCUUAUCUGGUAGGAUUUUCUGUCUAAUAGUAAUAUAAUUUGCAAUUUGGUUAAAUGUGCUUGCCUGAAAUAAAGCCAAUAAAAAUAUUAUGUUUCACAAUAUCUUCUG
Messenger RNA from Symphalangus syndactylus (siamang), 601 nucleotides. It is a transcript of the gene TSHB, whose product is annotated as thyroid stimulating hormone subunit beta. The record is from RefSeq and is a predicted model, not a curated record. Lineage: Eukaryota; Metazoa; Chordata; Mammalia; Primates; Hylobatidae. Gene Ontology annotation, molecular function: hormone activity. Gene Ontology annotation, cellular component: extracellular region; cytoplasm. Gene Ontology annotation, biological process: G protein-coupled receptor signaling pathway.